Molecule: messenger RNA, 6373 nt
Organism: Labeo rohita (rohu)
Lineage: Eukaryota; Metazoa; Chordata; Actinopteri; Cypriniformes; Cyprinidae
Gene: fgd5a
Product: FYVE, RhoGEF and PH domain containing 5a
Exons: 21
Coding region: 901-5262 (1453 amino acids)
Cellular component (GO): cytoplasm
Molecular function (GO): metal ion binding; guanyl-nucleotide exchange factor activity
Source: RefSeq, a predicted model, not a curated record
UUCCUCCAAUCAGGCAACAGAUGAGCAGAAAGGAAGCCUGGCCGAAAGCACUGAGAGAAGCUGCUUUAGAACCUGUUUUUAGGAACAUUUGUUUACCCAAAAUCGAUAGGCUACGAACAAACUGACUGCAUUUUUAUUAUAUUUUUUGUUGUUGUUGUUGUGAUUAUUUUUUAUAGGCUACAUAAUUAAACAGGACAAUUAACAUAAUUAAAAAUUCUGGCAUAGCUAAUGAUUUAACCCACCAUUUCUAGGCUAUAAAUCUAAAUGGAAUGGCAAAGUAGUGAUACAAACCCACUUUGAUUUGUUUUUCUACCGUGAGAGAUAGUAAUUCUGUUAAAGAUAUUCUAAUAGGGACGUUGAAACAUACCAUAUCGUGACAGCAAUGGAGCAGCUGUUCAUGAAAGUGCCGUACGCCACUGAUGGUUAUUGGCUUUAGAUGUUUUUCUCUGUGGUUUCGGUCAUCGAUCCUUGUAUUCCCGUGAGGGAGAAUCGCUGUACCUCCUCAGGAAGCGCGCGGAAAACACCUUCAGUCUCCACGCUCAGAUCGGAGCGCGCACGCAUCUCUCUCAUUCCUUCAGGCGGGAAGCGCGCGCGGUUCUGAGGAGACCUGCUGCAACGGUCGCUAAGAAUAUAACUGACAUUUUCUGGAAGCACGCCGUCGAAUAAGUGAUGAAGUGUUUAGUGUUUAUUUCUCAGGCUUUAUGACAAAUGUCAUUGGAGUAAGUUCACGGCACCUCUGGAUAUAUACUGUUGCUUCGGCGGAAUAUCAAGGAAUAAUGUGGAAAUAUAUCAGAUGCCGUGGUGGAUGACAUCCGACAAUGAACGCAGAUUUUUAGAAGCAGUUCCAAACGUAUCAACCAAAGACAAAGCCAUUUGACUAUAACUGUGUGCUCCACCCUGAUGUCAAGGCCUUGUCCCUCCACCCGAGGUCCUAAACCUCCUGUGGCACCAAAACCAAGGCUAGCCUCUGAGGUAAGCCAAAGCAUUGUGGGCAACGGGGACAUAACAUCCUCUGAUAGACUGGAGCUGAACCAGGAUAAUGAAUCAGAUGUCACACAGGACGAAGCAGACGCAUCCAGAGAAAACUGUACAGAUGAUGAUGUGGAAAAUGACUUGUCUGACAAAGAGUUUACUGUAAAUUAUGACACUAACCAUGACACAAGUUGCUAUAAUGAAAUAGAGGAAGAAUUACAAAUGGCAGUGGAUGAAACAGUGGGAGACAAUGAAGCCACUGAAGUACAGCAUGCAGCCUCUUCAGAUUUCGAUUCAGCAGAUGACGACCACAGCAAAGACACUGAUGAUACCAAGCCAACUGAAAAUGGAGACAAUGCUUAUAACGUACUUGAGGACACCUGUGAGACACUAAAUGAGGAUCAGCCCGCAGGUGAAUCUCAAAGUCCAUAUGAGGAGAUUGAGGAACCACCAUCAGACAAUGAUCAGUAUGAAGAGAACACUAAAGCAGGUGAGGCACAAGAAGAUGAGCCUGGACUUUCUUCAAAGGCUACAACCUGCAGUCAACCCUCACUAUGUGAGGAAUACCCUUAUGAUGUCAUUGGCACACUGGAUGACAACAGUACUUGGCAGGCCGAACGUGCUACCAAAGACCCAUCUGGACGUUUCAGGUUCGCAGAGGAGACGGAAGAUCCAUUUGAGCCCUACUCUGUCAUAGAGGUUGUACCAGGUGAUUUGACAUGUACCUCUGAUCCAGAAGCAAGAUGCACUGAUGACGAGUCCAGCAAUGAGAAACCAAUGGAUUCUGAGAUCGCAACGGAGGAAGCAUCAAACCAAGAGCCAUACUAUGUAUCAUCAGACGAUGUGGCAGAGUUAGAGGACGAACAGGCGAAAUUAGAAAAUGACGUCUCUCAACCUGCUUCUGAGGGUCAGGAGAUGGCAAAAAAUGAAGAGGUUGAUGACUACGCUGAUAUCAAAGACAACGAUGGCGAUGAUCCGCAGAUAGAAUGUGUGUCAUCGGAAGAUUACGUCGAGAUAGGAGAUGAAGAUGAGCCGGUAAACAUGGAGAGGAAAACCAAGGGCAAAAGUGUAAGAGAACGAUCAGCUAGAAGGGGACAAGCCCUCUUGAGUCAGAGGAACAGUUGCCAGCCACGUCUCAGACUUUGCAACAUUACCGUUCCUGCUGACUUGGAUGUAGGCAGAACUCCAGAACUUACAAACCGUGUGGUUUUUGCCCACACCACAGAAGCAUUUGAAGAGGACAUCGAAGAGCUGGACUGUCACAUUGUGCCUUUCUUCGAGGACUCGGACACAGAAAGCGACGAGCACAUUUAUGAGGAGGCUGGCUUCGACUCGGAGGGCGAGAAUUUUAUCUCUCUGGACAGGAAGAGCAUUGUGACGAGAUCUCGCUCGCUCUCUGGGAAAGUACCUGGAUAUGUUCCUGAGACUGUGCCGGAGGAGACGGGCACUGAGUACCAGUCUCACGACUACUACACUGUGGCCUUGGACCAGAAUGGAGUUCCACACCCCAAGCUUUCAGACGAAACAGAGGCAAACGAAAUUAUUCCCUCGUUGAAGCCAAGGCGCUUUCUUCUUUCUCCUCGGUCGCUUUCUGUCGAGGGCAGAGAUUUGCCGUUCUCGGGGCACUUCGAGGGUGAGAAAUCUCCUAGAGAGCAAUGCAGAUUGCACAAAAAGGAUGACACACUUUCUUUGCCCUGUGUGAUUACUUCUUCCGGAAGCUUUUCUCAAAGAAGCCACCAGUCCUCCAGUGGCGUGUCGACACCUACGUCUCUAGUUGAUAUCCCACCACCUUUUGAGUUAGCUUACAUAACUAAAAGACCUGUAACCAAAAGCUCUCCAUCACUUCUAAUUCAGCAUGAAUCUCCCGACAACCUCAAAAAGAAGAAGACUUCAUUUAAACGUUUCUUGGCUUUAAAAUUUAAGAAAAAAUCCGAAAGCAAAGCACGUGGAGAUGGCAGCGUCCGUUCCUCCAGGUCAUCAUCUGAGUCUAGCCACCAUGGACCCAUUCGGGUGCUGGAUCUUGAUCGAAGGAGUACAAGCGGCUCCCCACAGCUUCAGUCUCGUGUGGGAAAACCACAACGUAACUCAGAAAUACCUAACACUUUUCUGCUUUACAAAGAGAGGCAAAGAAGGCAAGGUGCACCCAAAAUUUACAGCAGCAGGGGUAUAGCCAGGGUGGAGUCUUUUGAGGACCGCUCUCGGCCACCCUUCAUGCCCCUACCCCUCACUAAACCUCGUUCCAUCUCCUUUCCAAGUGCAGAUACUUCUGAUUAUGAGAACAUUCCUGCAAUGAGCUCAGACUAUGAGAAUAUCCAGAUUCCGCAUGGACGGCCCACUCGGGCCGUCACUAUUACAGAGUUCUUCGAUGACCACAAUCGGACAACAGCACCUGCUAAUGAGAAUGACGGCUAUGUGGACAUGAAUAGCUUUGCGGGAAUAGAAAACAAACCCACCACUCAAGAGCAAGACCCUGAAAGUGCCUACACUGAGCCAUUCCCUGUUUGUCCUGUGUCUGCCACUGUGUCCAAUGAGGAAGACCAUGGACGCACAUCUGAGGAAGAGGACGGUUGUAUAGACCAUUGCCAUGACCGACAGAUUGAUGGCCGAUCCAGAGCCUACUAUGUUGCCAAAGACCUCGUGGACUCAGAAACAGAACACGUGAAGGCUCUGAAGAUUCUUCAGGAGGAUUUCAGGGCAGCAGUAGAGUCAGCAGGAGAUGAUGAGGAACCUCUGUUAGAAAAUGGCAAGCUGGAUGAGAUCCUGAGCACUCUUCCUCAGGCCUACCAGCUGCACAAUGAGAUCCUCAGCGAGCUGGAGACUCGCAUUAAACAGUGGGAGGACAGUCCGAGAGUGGUUGAUGUCAUAUUAACGCGCAGGGCUGAGUUUUCAUCCUUCGCGACCUACAUCUCAGACUAUGACCGCAGCAUGUCAGUGCUGGAGGAGAGCUGCAGACAGAGUAAAGCUUUCGAAGAUGUGGUAAAACAGUUUGAGACACAGAAUGCAGAAGGAGUUCAUGUUCCUCUGAAACACCAGCUGCUGCGGGUCAUUGUGCGAGUGCUCCAGUACCGCAUGAUCCUCACAGACUACUUAAACAACCUCUCUCCGGAUUCGAAAGAGUAUGAAGACACACAAGCUGCGCUGGUAAUCGUGUCAGAGGUCGCAGACCAGGUUAAUGACAAUCUAAAACACGGGGAGAACCUGCUUCGCUUAGUGCACAUCGACUACAGCGUGAGGGGAAAAAGAGACCUUCUCCAACCAGGAAGGGUUUUUGUCAAGGAGGGCACUCUGAUGAAGGUCUCACGGAAAAGCAGGCAGCCCAGACACCUCUUUCUGAUGAAUGACGUGAUGCUGUACACAUACCCUCAGCAGGAUGGUAAAUACAGGCUGAAGAACACACUGACUCUAAGUGGAAUGAAGGUCAGUAAACCUGUCAUAGACAAUGUGCUCAACACGCUCAGGAUAGAGGUCAGCGAUGUUACCAUCACCCUUUCAGCAAGUUCUGUAGGUGAGAGAGAGGACUGGUUUCACACGCUGAGCCGGGCUAUAGCGGAUCACGCCGCAGGCCUUAAUACCUUCAGCUGCUCUAGUGAGGCGAGAGAGAAAUUAUGGAUGUCUCUGGGAGAGGCUGCUCCUGUUCUAGUUCCUGUGUCACAUGUGAUGAUGUGCAUGAACUGCACGUCGGACUUCAGCCUAACACUGCGACGGCAUCACUGCAACGCUUGUGGAAAGGUUGUGUGUCGCUCCUGCUCAAGGAACAGGUAUCCUCUAAAGUACCUGAAGGACAGGAUGGCUAAAGUCUGUGACCACUGCUACGCCGAGCUCAGAAAGAGAGGUGGAAAUGUUCCAGGAUCAUGUGGGAGCGCCAGUCCGCGCACAAACAGGGCCAGCAGGCCUCUUUCUGCCGUGUUCCAGAGCCUACAGCCGCCCAGCCUGUGGAGGAACAGAAAGAGCUCCUCACCUCUCACACAGGUAUCUGUGGGUGCAGAGGGGUCCACUAUGAGUGGCAGUCUGCAAAGACGCAAAAAGAGCAAAAGGAAGUGGAAGAGGCUGUGGUUUCUGCUCAAAGACAAGGUGCUCUACACCUUUAAAGCACGAGAGGAUAAAGUGGCAUCGGAAAGUCUUCCACUGCAGGGUUUUACUGUGAAGCUGUCGGAUCGAUCAGAGGGGGAAGACAAAGACAACGUUUUCCAGCUGUACCAUAAAAAAACACUGUAUUACACCUUCAGAGCAGACGACCAGCAUACUGCACGCAGGUGGGUAAAUGCAAUGGAAGAGGCCACGGUGUUAUAGUAUCCAGCUAUCUGCCCAGAUGACGGCAGGAUUCCCCAGACAGCUAAACCCAUUACGGGCUUAAACCUAUGACAUCAGAGUCACCUGUGCCUGAGAAACCAAUGGAACCACACCACGAAUACCUUCGUUUUUUAUCUUUAUCUUCUUUUUGGCUGCUGAAAUUAAAGACAGAGUCACACAAGGCACGUCAAGCUCGGUGUUUGUGCUGUCCCAGGACGAACGCUAUGCCUCACCUACUUCACAGACUCAUUAAAAAAGUGCCAUAUGUAAACAGUGCAGUUCAGUGAAGCUCAGGUGUUGUGAAACUACUCAUCUGUGUCGAAUAAAGGAGAAUGAGAAUGUUCGUUUUUUAGAAACUGUAACUACCUUUCUAUAUGCAGAUAUAAUUCAGUGCUGUCAUUUUAUACACUGAUGUAAAAUUCAAAAUAAAUUAAGGAAUUUGUUAUAGUUUGAAUGAAUAUGAGGCUUGUAUUAGACAAUAUAUUGUUCGUUUAACAGGUAACUGUUUAGCAUGGUCUAUCCUACCACCUCAGAUAUCAAAAAAAAAAAUCCAUGUUUUAUAUAGAAAUUACAUCAUGUGAUAUAUAUUUACAUUUGGAUUUGAUACAGAACUGUAUAGCCUAAAUGAAGCAAGCUGUACAUUUUACAAUUCAGUGUAAUAUAUUUAAUUUGCAGGUGUGUUAAGAUAUUGCUAUCAUCUGCUGUGAUUCAUUUUUCUCCUCUCGUUUGGUAGUUUUUUUUUACCGUGGUCCUCAAGCUGAUCUGUUCCCUUACAAUCAUCACCAUGGCAACCAUUGUUUUCGCUGGAAUACCACUACAGUUAUUGUUACUACAGUGAAGCUGUGCUAAUAUGAUUUUAGCCACCACUCACAUCAAAAACAUAACAAUAAAACAUAUACAUGAUCCUAUAUGCAUUAGGUAUAAUAACAUCGUUAUUAAUAACUGGUAUAUUAAACUAUGGUUACUGUGGUAAUUUUAUGUAAGGAUGGUUGUAUGCACCACCUCGAAUGCAUCUGAAGGCCACAUUUGGUAAAACCUCGAUGUAAAUCAGUAUGCAAAUGUUGUGAACAUCUGUGUCAGUUGAACCUUUCAUUAAAAAUAAUGAAGUGUC